Molecule: messenger RNA, 1746 nt
Organism: Doryrhamphus excisus (bluestripe pipefish)
Lineage: Eukaryota; Metazoa; Chordata; Actinopteri; Syngnathiformes; Syngnathidae
Gene: tcea1
Product: transcription elongation factor A (SII), 1
Biological process (GO): DNA-templated transcription; positive regulation of transcription by RNA polymerase II; transcription elongation by RNA polymerase II
Cellular component (GO): nucleus
Molecular function (GO): nucleic acid binding; zinc ion binding
Source: RefSeq, a predicted model, not a curated record
AUCGAUUAGUCAGGUCUGCUACACAGCGGCGGGGUCAGUCCGGAUCCGCCGAGCACAAUCCGCUGCUACCGCUGCUGUUUUGGUUUGAGUGGUGUGGUUUCUUUUCUGGAUAUUUCCUCACUCUCUUCCCUUUCACGCCUCAUUCUUGGAUUCCAGCGGUCCAGUCGUCCAUCAUGGGCAAAAGGGAGGAAGAGGAGAUCAUUAGAAUCGCAAAGAAAAUGGACAAAAUGGCGCAGAAGAAAAACGGGUCCGGUGCUUUGGACCUGCUUAAAGAGCUACGCAGCGUCCCCAUGACUCUGGAGCUGCUCCAGUCUACCAGAAUUGGGAUGUCUGUCAACGCCAUCCGCAAGCAGAGCACAGAUGAGGAGGUCACAUCUCUAGCAAAGUCUUUGAUCAAGUCGUGGAAGAAGCUUUUGGACGAGCCUGCAAGCGGAGACAAACCCUCAGAUGAGAAGAGGAAAGAACAAGGCGCUCCUGUUUCACCCUCGCAGGGAAGCCCAGAGGCAAAAGAGGAAAGUUCCAGCAGUAACUCCAGCAGCAAGAGCGAGCAUGCCGACGUCUCAGCCAACACCCUAAUCAACACCUUCCCUCGUGCUCCCAGCACAUCCGACUCCAUAAGGAUCAAGUGCAGAGAGAUGCUGGCCAAUGCUCUCCAAACUGGAGACGACUAUAUCGCCAUUGGUGCUGAUUGUGAUGAACUCGGCGCUCAAAUUGAGGAAUGCAUAUUCCAAGAGUUUAAGAACACAGACAUGAAGUACAAGAACCGUGUUCGGAGCCGAAUUUCCAACCUGAAGGACGUGAAGAAUCCCAACUUGAGAAGGACGGUGCUGUGUGGAAGCGUCACCCCUGAGCGAAUGGCCAAGAUGACGGCAGAGGAAAUGGCCAGUGACGAGCUGAAAGAAAUGAGGAAGAAUUUGACCAAAGAGGCCGUCAGGGACCACCAGAUGGCCACCACGGGCGGCACCCAGACAGAUCUGUUCACCUGUGGCAAGUGCAAGGGGAAGUCCUGCACCUACACACAGGUCCAAACUCGCAGUGCUGAUGAGCCCAUGACCACGUUUGUCUUCUGCAAUGAGUGUGGAAAUAGGUGGAAGUUCUGCUGACUCCACAGGCAUCUUCUUCGGUUGCUUGGACAAGUAGCAAAAACCCUGGACCAGAUCGGAGCUUUUUAUCAUGUGGUAGACAUUGUACACAAACGCGGUGUAAGGAUGCCACGACUUGCAGUUUUGAAUUGGACUAAAUAUCCUGUCGAUAGUUUGAGCUAAUUGUUAAAAGCCCCGCCCAGCCCCCAACACCUCUCUUUCACAUGCAAUCUAUUUUUGUCAAUAGUUUUGCCCCACCAUUAGAUGUAUGCAAUCAAGCUUGACUCAUUCUUUUUAUCUGCGUUUUUUUAUAUGUAGUUUUAACACUGUGUUGUUCUGCUCUCCAUUCACAACAACACAACAUUGUUUUAUUUAAUUUCCCAAUAAAGUGUACUCCAUUUGAUUACAAAAACAAAACAAGUGGGGUUGGUUGAUGAUUGGUGUUGGUAAGGAAAACCUUAGUGUCACAAGUAAAGCAGUGUUUCACAGCGGCGGCCUUUUUGGGAUCUGUCCAUAUGCAAUAUAGUACAGCGGUGCCUCGGUUUCUGUUAUUAAUAUGUAACAAAAUGUCAUAAAAAAACAAAGCAAGAAAUAAUGGAAAUCCAAUAAAUCCACAAAAAAGUACAUUUUAUAGGGAAUAACUAUGGAUUUACAUUCACAAAAU